AUGCUCGCAGCACGUCCUACUCCACAAAAUCCUUUCGCAACCAGCUUGUUGCCCCUUGCAGUGGCGCAUGACUAUGUCAUGCACGCCGUUCUGGCCAUUAGCGGAUCCCACUAUGCCAGUUCUAAGCGCGACGAUUCCACUUAUCCUCUCGCCCAGGAGCAUUAUGCCGUUGCACUACGAUCAGCCAAGCAUCAGAUUACCAGGUUCUCGCGGGGAAUGUGUGAAGACCCGGCUGCCUUAGUUGCUCUACUAUUGAUGCUCUAUGGCAAUCUGCACGGAGCCGUGCUACAUCACUUGGAGGCUGCCGGAGAGAUCCUAGCCAGCCUCCCUUCCAACUUGAUCAGGUGUCCCGACUCUCCCUACAGAUUUCUGAUUGAGCUAUUCAUUUACCAUAAUUUUGUCUCAAGGAAUAUGCCAGCCGGCAUGAAGAUGCAGCCGCCAACAUCAGCGCUGCCUUCUCUUCUUGAGAUCGUCGAAUCUUCACAACAGCACCUUGACGGGUUCAUGUUUGGCUAUGCUUACGAACUGUACAAGCUAAUUCCACAGAUUCGCCAUCUCUACUUUGCACGCUAUCUUGAUGAUAGCCCUUAUCCAGCGCCUUUCGACGCCAUCCGUGUGAAGCUACAAAACUGGCGACCUGCAGAAAAUGCGGGCAGUGAAUGGUCCAGUACUUUACAAGUUGCGGCACAUAUUUACCAGCAAGCGCUAUUCAUUUAUCUCGCUUGCGCUGAGCAUGGCCCUAGAGAGGCGGAUCUGAAGCUCCUCUCUUCAGUCCGGCCACAUGUCGAUCAGGCCAUGGCUUUGAUAGAACUCCUGCCAAGCACCUGCCCAGAAUGGACGACUCUUUCGUGGCCGUUGUUGGUGGUUGGGUCGUGCCUACGUGAUCGUUCGCAGCAGGAGUCUUUAAUUCGCACUGGGAAGCGCUUGAUACAAGGCAUGUAUUGCGUGCCGAAGAUCAAUAAGGUCCUGCUGUGGGUAUGGGCAGAUGAUGCUGCCUAUGGGCCUUAUGGACUAGAGAAGGUUAUGCUGGAACGAAACGUAAAGCUCAGCAUCGGCUGA
Exophiala aquamarina CBS 119918 is the source of this 1059-nucleotide messenger RNA. RefSeq lists its product as uncharacterized. Bases 1 to 1059 code for a protein of 352 amino acids. Gene Ontology annotation, molecular function: DNA-binding transcription factor activity; transcription cis-regulatory region binding. Gene Ontology annotation, biological process: positive regulation of transcription by RNA polymerase II. Lineage: Eukaryota; Fungi; Ascomycota; Eurotiomycetes; Chaetothyriales; Herpotrichiellaceae. Gene Ontology annotation, cellular component: nucleus. The record is from RefSeq and is a predicted model, not a curated record. The transcript has 2 exons.